This is a messenger RNA of Penicillium cinerascens, 840 nucleotides long. Its product is annotated as SDR family NAD(P)-dependent oxidoreductase. Lineage: Eukaryota; Fungi; Ascomycota; Eurotiomycetes; Eurotiales; Aspergillaceae. The record is from RefSeq and is a predicted model, not a curated record. The transcript has a single exon. Gene Ontology annotation, molecular function: oxidoreductase activity, acting on the CH-OH group of donors, NAD or NADP as acceptor. Bases 1 to 840 code for a protein of 279 amino acids.
AUGCGUGAACUAGACCUCAUCGACAAGGUCGCCGUCGUCACUGGUGCAUCUCGGGGCAUCGGACGCGCGAUCGCUUUCAACCUGGCCUCCCGUGGUUGUUCCAUCCUCGGAACCGCCACCAGCGAGACGAGCGUCAUGGCCAUCUCAACCACCCUCAGCGAGGAGGUCACCAGCCGCGCCUUUGAAACCAUAUCUCGACCGAGACCCGCAAGCCUCAAGAUCACCGCAGUUGUCGCAGAUAUUCUCUCCCCUGACUGCCCCAACAUCAUUACCGAUGAGGUCAUUAAGAACUUCAAAGGCCGCGUGGACAUAUUCAUCAAUAGCGGCGCCGCCACCGGGAUGAGCUCCAUUGGAGACAUGAAUGUCGACCAUAUUCAAAGCAGUCUACUAGCCAACGUGCAGACGCCCGUUAUGAUCGUUGAGGAGUUCAUCCGCCGGCGCUUCUUCCAGCCUAACAGCCGUAUCGUCUACAUCUCGUCUAUCCGGUCACGCGUCCCAUGGAGCGAGCAGCUCAUGUACUCCGCCGGCAAAUCUGCAGGAGAGUCGCUAUGUCGGACUUGGGCACAAGCCUUUGGCGGCAAGGAUGAGAGGUAUUCCUUUAUGGCCGGGACCACGGCUAACUCCAUAUCAGUCGGCUUGACAGAGACGGAUUCCGUUGUCAACUGCCCGCCGGAGGUAGUGAAACAAUUACAGGAUGAAUUCUUCCCUUCGCAGAGCAUACCGCGUUUUGGACAGCCUGAGGACGUUGCGGAUAUUGUUGGGCUUCUUUGCAGCCCGGAUGCACGGUGGAUUACCGGUAGUGUUGUCAGUGCCAGUGGAGGUUGUAUAAAGGUCGGCUAG